Molecule: messenger RNA, 2307 nt
Organism: Panthera uncia (snow leopard)
Lineage: Eukaryota; Metazoa; Chordata; Mammalia; Carnivora; Felidae
Gene: EIPR1
Product: EARP complex and GARP complex interacting protein 1
Exons: 10
Coding region: 454-1998 (514 amino acids)
Biological process (GO): protein ubiquitination
Molecular function (GO): protein binding
Source: RefSeq, a predicted model, not a curated record
CUCCCCGCAUGGGACGUCUCAAUGCCCCAAAACUACGGGCUGGGGGCGGAGUGACGACCCCGCGAGGCCCUGGAGCCCGCCCACGCCCCUCCGCCACCUCCGGUUCCCCUCCGCCGGGACCCUCCCCCACCCCUCUACCCGCCCGGCUCUCGACCCCACUGGCUCUAGUCCCCGCUCCUCCCCGCCGCGUCCGCCUCCCGACGUCAGGAGGGUUGAGAACCCGGAUGGAAUCAAAUGAGCACGCGCACGAGCCCGGUGCCGCUGCCAUUGGCCGCCGGCGAGGAGCGUACUGAUGACGCAUCAGGAAAAUACAGGAAGUGUGGCCUACGGGAGCCGAGUUAGGCCGCAAAAGCUCCCGGUUCGGUGCCGCCUGGGCGGGAGGGAAUGAAUGGGUGCUGAGUUGGGGGCGCGUCCGCUCUGGGGACAGGCGUUAAGCGUGUGAGCGGCCGCAGCAUGGAGGACGACGCGCCGGUGAUCUACGGGCUGGAGUUCCAGGCACGUGCUCUGACACCUCAGACUGCAGAAACAGAUGCCAUUCGGUUUUUGGUUGGGACGCAGUCUCUUAAAUAUGAUAAUCAGGUAACUAUUUUUGACAAAUGUAUACAUGUUAAUUGCGGACACGAGAUGCAAGAUGUGGCCCCCGCUGUUGUGGCCGCUGUCGUAGAAGGAGUGUUGGAUCCUCGCAGAUCAGUGUUCGGUCCACCUGCGACCCUGACCGAACGGAUUAACCUUGCCGGGCUUCAUUAUCCUCAUCACCAAAAUGGGGAUCAAGCCGUCUACUUUCUGUACCUCACAGGUGCUGAGGACAUUGUGAAGAUGUGCACUGUCCUGGAUCCUUGGGAAAUGCGCAAAAGGAGCUCCCCGUGGACCCAGCGUCUGAAGGGUACACGCUUCCAGUGCGGGGACGUGGGGGAGCUGGGCAGGCCGGGUCAGGGCGACUCCCACACUUGCCACCGCAGGGGACAGGUGUCGUUGACCCCGUGCCUGAACAGACCUGGCCUGGCCCUGGGCAGUUGUGUGGUCUUUCCCGGAGGCGAGCCGGACUGUGGCCGAGGCACAGCUGCGACACCCACACUGCAGCUCAGGCCGCAGGCCGGGGCUGUGAGUGUCCUCAGGUCAGGCCGCUCCGCCCACGCCCGGGCUGGGGGCCCCUGGCCUGUGGCGCUGCUCCCCACUCCUGCUUACUGGCUGCCACAGACACAGGUGCGGGGCCUCUGGCGUCAAAUUAAUGGGGCUUCCUCUUCCUGCAGUGUGGUGUGGGAGCCCACGGGGGACGGGAGGAGAGUCAUCUCGCUGGCCGACAGCCACAUCCUGCUAUGGGACCUGCAGGAGAGCUCCAGCCAGGCCGUGCUGGCUGGUUCGGCGUCCCUGGAAGGGAAGGGACAGCUGAAGUUCACCUCGGGACGGUGGAGCCCUCACCACACCUGUACCCAGGUGGCCACCGCAAAUGACACGACCAUCCGAGGGUGGGACACGCGGAGCAUGAGUCAGAUCUACUGCAUAGAGAACGCCCACGGGCAGCUGGUGCGGGACCUGGACUUCAACCCCAACAAGCAGUACUACCUCGCCAGCUGCGGGGACGACUGCAAGGUCAAGUUCUGGGACACCCGAAAUGUCACCGAGCCUGUGAAGACCCUGGAGGAGCACUCGCACUGGGUGUGGAGCGUCCGCUACAACCACUCGCACGACCAGCUCGUGCUCACGGGCAGCAGCGACAGCAGGGUCAUCCUGUCCAACAUGGUGUCCAUCUCCUCCGAGCCCUUUGGCCACCUGGUGGACGACGACGACCUGAGCGACCAGGAGGAGCGCCGUCCGGAGGAGAAGAGUCAGGAGCCCCCGCAGGACAGCGUCAUCGCGACCUACGAGGAGCACGAGGACAGCGUGUACGCCGUGGACUGGUCGUCCGCCGACCCCUGGCUGUUCGCCUCCCUGAGCUACGACGGGAGGCUCGUCAUCAACCGGGUGCCCAGGGCCCUGAAGUACCACAUACUGCUGUAGCGCGUCCCCGGCCGUCCUCGGCCGGCUCUCCCACCCCCGCAUCUGUUCGGAGGCGGCUGUCCCCACAGGCCGCCCUCCGGGAACCGGCCUCACCUGCGUCCGCCGCGGGAGCCCCCGCGGCUGCGCGGCCGGGCCUCGGCGAGGUGCCCCGUCUCUGGGGAUGGCGCCAGGACGUGCUGCCCGUCGGUCACGGUUGGCCUUCUCUGGUCUCUUCGAGGGCGCCGGGAGUGUCACUGAAAGAAAAUAGUAUCUGUUUCCAUAACAUUAACUCCCGUUUCUCUUGAGAUUAAAAGUAACAUAAGCAAGGCC